This is a messenger RNA of Parasteatoda tepidariorum (common house spider), 3607 nucleotides long. Lineage: Eukaryota; Metazoa; Arthropoda; Arachnida; Araneae; Theridiidae. The record is from RefSeq and is a predicted model, not a curated record.
UACUGCCAUCUGGGGAGUAUCUUUAAUAAUUGCGUUAUAGAACCUCUGUAGAUUAACCGUGUUACACAUUACAUUUACAUGUUGUUUUGUUAUUCUUUUUGUUAUAAGUUCUGCUAGGAAACUGUCAGCUGGUGUGGUAUUCAGCAAUGAAAGGAAGCUAGAAUGGAAUUUUUUACAAUUAAAUAUUGUUAAAAUGUUCAAUAUUUGAUUUAAAAACACUAUGUUGUGCCUUGUGAGACAAGCUGAUUCUGUGAUACUUGAAGUCGAGAUAGAUUCCAAAGCAAAAGGAAAACAAUGCCUUGAUAAAGUUUGUGAAGUUCUAGGUAUAAUUGAAUCUGAUUACAUGGGUUUGCAAUAUGCUGGUCCACAUGGAGAAAAGUUGUGGUUAAAUUUGCGUAACCAACUAAGAAAGCAAUUGCCUGGGCCUCCACCAUAUCGACUUGAUCUAAGAGUUAAAUUUUUUGUUCCUCCCCAUCUAAUUCUACAAGAUGUAACACGGUAUGUAUAUGUUUCUAUUGAAUCUGAUCGAACUGCUAUCACUCAAAUAUGUCAAGAUGUUUUAAAAGAACAUAUCCUGCUCAGAGGUAUAAAAACAAAUGCUGCAAUCUAUGAAUUUUUAAAAGAAGUUUCUGAAAUUGACGAUUUUGGUAUGGAGCAAUAUUUUGUGAAAAACCGAAAUGGGGAGACUUUUAGAAUUGGUGUUGGGCCUACAGGAAUUCUCAUUCAUGAUCUCAACCUUCGUUUAAAACACAACAUCACCUAUGCAUCCAUUCAUCUAGCCACGCAUUCAGGUCGUUGUUUCUUCCUGACCUUCCUGAACCAUUCUGGAGAAUCACAGCCUCUUGGUUUCAAGCUCGAAAACUGUCAUUCGGCAAGUGCCCUGUACCGAGCUGUUACUGAAAAGCAUGCUUUCUACAGCUGUGAAACAGUGCGUAAUGCUGUUACUUCACAGUACAUUAGAGACCUUAAGGGAACGAUCGCGUCCUUAUUUAAUGAGAACACUGCCUUGGGAAAGAACUAUGUGUUUGAUAUUCAAAGAACUUGUAGAGAAGUGUAUGACCAUACUAGAAGAGUCAUGUAUCAGGUGGAAGAUAUUUGCAAUAAAAAGACUAUGAAUCCAUCAAAAACACGCUCAAUGGACGAGCUGAAUAACUUGAAGGAAAAAGAUUGCCAAUCUGCGUCUUGUAAGUUGGUGCAAGAACAACUCGCCACAUUUCAAGAUUCUAUGCUUUGUCGUGUGUGUAUGGAUUUGGACAUUAGUACAGUGUUUUUCCCAUGUCGUCAUGUUGCAUGCUGCAGUACUUGUGCUCCCCUCUGUUUGAGUUGCCCACUAUGCAGAAGCACCAUUACAGAAACACAACACGUUUAUCUUCCUUAUACGGGCAGGAAAACUUCGAAAAUAGAAGAAAAUGUGUGAUUUUAUCAAAAAUAGUCUUUUAAUUAUAAACUAAUAAAUAAAAAAUAGAGCUUUAUGCUAUUUAUAUCAAAUUAUAUUCUCAAAUUUGUUGUUCAUGAUCUUGUGUUCAGUGAGAGACAGAAAAGGAAUUCAUUUUUCCUAGUACAAUUAUUUAUUAUAUUUAUUUCACAUAAACUUAUAGUCUAAGCCAUAUAAAACUGUUUUAUUUUGUGAAUGUGAGAAGACUUUCACCCUAUGUUAGAGUGAAUUAUUGACUGGAGAUUGUUUGUGCUUUGUAGCAUCGUUAAUCUUUGAUGCUACAAGCAUAAAUAAUCUAUGUGAGAAUUUGAUUUUUUUUAAAUUCAUAAUUAUGAGUAAAAUAUUUGACCUGUACAAAAUCUGGCAAUUCACUAAUUAUUGUUUCACAUGCUAGUGUGAAGGAAAAAAAAUCUUUUAAGGGAGGCAAUCAAGAGUUUCUCAAUGAAUUAUUUAUUUUUUUGACGAAGUUAAUUAACUUUGGUGGACAAAAACAUUUGUUCGAAAACAAUUAUACUUAAUUUAAACAUUGUAUUAAGUUUUUAUUCCGUACAGAUUAAAUUGUCUUUUUAAGCUUAGUAAUUUCUUUAAUUCUUUUCUAAUAUAUUUUUAGCAAAUGAAAAUUUUUUAUUAUUUGGAAAGAUAUUUCUUAAAAUAAUAUUGUCAUAAACAGCUAAUCAAAUUCGAUAAUUCAAUUCAUUGAAAGUGAACAUUCAUACUUGUAUCAAACAAGAACAAGAUUUGAUUUUAGUAUUCAAAUUUUUUUGCUAAAUGUAACAAAAUUGUGUUUAUUGAUUAGAUUUUGAAGGGUCAUUUACCUUAUAGACCCUUGAGAAUUUUUACCAUUUACCUUAAAUGUCUAUGAAAUUUAUAAUUAUAUGCAUUUGACUAACAUUUGUUAAAGUUAGAUUUUGUUAAUGUCUCUUUUAACACCCCAAGUUUAUUUUUCUACCAAUCAGUAAAAUCCAAAAAUGAAAAAUAGUAAGAAUAAUAUCAGUUCUAUAUAAGUUAUUAAUAUAUUUUUCACUGUUAAAAUUUAUUAACUGGUAAAAAAGCUGGACUAGUAGGUUUAUUUAAACUGUACUUAAUGAAUAAUAUUCUUCAUGUGUAUUUAUUUUUCUGGUAUCAUGUUAAUCUUAUUCCCAAAGUUUGGAGAAUGGAAUUGUGAACAUUAUGUGAAAAAUUGAAUUUUUUAAAGUUGCAAAUUACAUUCUGUUGAAUUUGUUAGUUGAUUAUAAAAUUGAUUUCUUACCAUUUAUAUUAAUUUACAUUACACAUAAAAAAUUAUUCUAACUUUUAUGUUUUUAACUUUUAAUAUUACAUCUAUUCAUUAUAGUUUUUCACAAUAUUGCAUAUAAAUUUGACUAGAAAAACUUUAGAAUUGUUAGUGUAAAUUCGCAAAUAUCUUACAUGGUUUGUACAUAUAGUAUCCUAAAAUUAGAUUCUUUUAACAUAUAGAAUAUUUUUGCUAUUCAGUGUAUUUGAGUCAAAUGUAGAAUGGUGACUGAACAUUGAAGUUAUAAUCAGUGAACAGCAUUCUAAAUCAUCCGCACAAUUUUAAAUGUAGUCUUUUAGUCUUUAAUUAUCAUCAUCCAUAAUUAAUACAUUUUUAUGUCAUAUUUUUUAAAAUUAUAAGUAUUUGAAUCAUUGCAAAAAAAAAAAAGCUUAAGUAUUAAACAAACAAAAAAUUAUAAUUUGAAUUUUAUUAAGUAACCAAUUUAUAACCUGAAUAUAGAUAAAAGAUUUUAAAUAAUUGUAAAAAUAACAAAAAUUAUAUAAAUUUGCACUUGAAACUUCCAGAAUUUUCUUUUUAAUUAAAACAAUAUGUUACGUUGAAAUAAUAAACUAACACUGCUAAUUAAUAUAAUUCUAGAUUUAACUUACAUUAUAUUUUAAAAACUUAAAUUCAUUAAACUAAUUUAUGGUUUAGGAUAACAAUCUAAGAUAUAAAAUGCACAUAUAUAAAAAAUUAUUUUUGUGUUGCUCAUUUUUGUAAUAUAUAUUUUCUUGUUAAGUUCUAACUAACAAAUUCAUUUAACUAUUUAGUGACAUUUUUACUUUUAAUCGGAAUAUAGUAAAUAAUGUGUGUAUGCUAGUGUCUGAAAUAUAUAUCAGUAUUUUUAUCUGCACAGACUGGAAUAUUUGUGAAGUAAAUAAAUUUCAAAUUUUUUUAUA